Closterium sp. Yama58-4 is the source of this 720-nucleotide messenger RNA. NCBI's taxonomy places the organism in Eukaryota, Viridiplantae, Streptophyta, Zygnematophyceae, Desmidiales, Closteriaceae. The record is from the annotation of a GenBank genome assembly.
AUGGGUCCGGGGAGUGUUCUGGGUGAAGGGGGAGCGGCGGGAGGCGCAGCGCCUACGACAGCAGCGCCUGAAGCGUCCGCGCGCGUAGCCUCCGCGCCUUUGGCGGAAGGGGAAAACUUCAAGGUGCUCUUCUGUGGAGACGAGUUUCCCGAAGCCUACACCUACUCCGCAGAACUUCUACACAAAGAGCCCAACAUGGAAGUUUCCUGGCACCCGCGGGCCGAAAUCCCUCAGCGAAUCAGGGACUGCCAUGUCGUUGUGCCGCGGAUGACCCGUCUGGACGCAGGAACCAUCGCGGAAGCUUCCAAGCUGCGGCUGAUUGUGCAAUUCGGGGUGGGAUUGGAGGGGGUUGACGUGGCAGCAGCGACGGCGAGGGGGAUCAGAAAAGCAGGUGGGUUGUGGUGCUGGAAUAGGCUGAUCUGGGCUGAUAGGCUGAUCUGGGCUGAUAGGCUGAUCUGGGCUGAUAGGCUGAUCUGGGCUGAUAGGCUGAUCUGGGCUGAUAGGCUGAUCUGGGCUGAUAGGCUGAUCUGGGCUGAUAGGCUGAUCUGGGCUGAUAGGCUGAUCUGGGCUGAUAGGCUGAUCUGGGCUGAUAGGCUGAUCUGGGCUGAUAGGCUGAUCUGGGCUGAUAGGCUGAUCUGGGCUGAUAGGCUGAUCUGGGCUGAUAGGCUGAUCUGGGCUGAUAGGCUGAUCUGGGCUGAUAGGCUGAUCUGGCGCUGCUAA